Molecule: messenger RNA, 664 nt
Organism: Anastrepha obliqua
Lineage: Eukaryota; Metazoa; Arthropoda; Insecta; Diptera; Tephritidae
Gene: VhaM9.7-a
Product: V-type proton ATPase subunit e
Exons: 1
Coding region: 97-354 (85 amino acids)
Biological process (GO): proton transmembrane transport
Cellular component (GO): plasma membrane proton-transporting V-type ATPase complex; proton-transporting V-type ATPase, V0 domain
Molecular function (GO): proton-transporting ATPase activity, rotational mechanism
Source: RefSeq, a predicted model, not a curated record
AACUAUGUUUUUGUGCGUAUUGAUUUUUAAUCAUCAGAGUUGAAUAGAUCUUUCUUUGUGAAAAUCAAUUAGUGAAAAAAUAAAUUUACAAAACUAAUGGGUGCUGCAUUCUUUCCUGUGUUGUUCUUCACCGCGUUUUGGGCAUGUGUUGGCAUUGGUGUUCCAAUGAUGACUCCAAAAGGACCACAUCAAAGUCUCUUCCGUUGCAUUAUGAUGUUAACUGCAGCAACUUGCUGGCUUUUCUGGUUAUGCUGUUAUAUGGCACAAAUGAAUCCUCUACUUGGGCCAAAAUUAAGCCAAAAUGCGAUUUAUAUGAUUGCGAAGGAGUGGGGCAAUGAACUGAGGGAUGGAUAGAGAGGAAAUAAAAUAUGAAUGAGUUUUGAAGAAUCCCGAAACUGUUGUCGUGCUGGGGAAAAUCUUUGAUUGGAGUGAGACGAAGUGUGCAAACUAUUUAUGCAAAAAUGUUUAAUUCAUUUAAAAAAUGUAGUGAAAUUGUUUUAUUUUAAGGUAGUGUAUUGUACAUUCCUCUUACUAUACAAGUAUUUAUGUACAACGCGGUUAAUGUCACGAUAUCGGAAUACGAUUUACGCAAUUUUUUUCGCUAUCGUACAAGUAUGUCAUAUUGAAGGAAUUUAUUUGAUUAUAAUAUAAACUAAAACCCAAA